AUGUCCCGAUCACACCACAAUACCCAUUUCAAACCUGAGCAGCGCAGCCCGCUCGCACUACCCAUUAUGACCUUCUUCAUCCCAAACGAAGUAAAGACUCUCCGCAUCACGGCUCAUUCUCAUAAAAUAUGCUACACUCGGCAGACGCCUUCUCCAGCUGAUUUGGAAAAGGGCGUUCGAGUCGUACUCGUAGAGCAGUUUCCCAAUGAUGGUCAGGAUUGUCGUCAAUGCCCAUCCUACACCCACGUGUUCUACGUCUCGGAUUUAGGGCUUGGAGGCGGAGGCGGAGGCGGAGGAGGGGGAGGAGGAGGAAGAGAAGGAAGAGGGGCCAACUGGAAGCUUCACAUUGCGCCUCUUAUAACCCCCUUGUUGGUCAGUGCCGAGCGUCUGUUAAACGUGAAGCCUCCACCCGGCGUUUUUGAACUAUGGGAGUUUCAUACCAGGCCAUGGGAGUUGGACAAGAAGACUGCCAAUGUAACUCAGGGACGUAAGGGUGAUAGGGAGAGUUCUACUAGUAGGGUCCAUCGGGAGGAUGGAUUUAAAGGUAGUCGGACUGGUGAACUCCAGCAUGGAAGGAGGGGUGUUUCGCAGGUGCACUACCCUGCCCAAUCGCACAACCUUACGCAGUCGCGUUACCCCACCCAGUCUCACCACCCCUCCCAGUCCCACUACUCUACUCCCAGUCAUUCCCGUGAUACGCGGUUGCAUCAUACCGGGCGAAGUACGACAGUCUACCACGAGUCUAGAUCUUUAUAUUAUUCAACGGGCCACCCGGCAUCUUAUCAGUCUAGCGUCGUCAAUGACAACCGAACCCGGCAUCUCAAUCCACCGAGCAACUCGAAAAUACCCAGUAGCUCGAAUUUAAAGGUCCCCGUGCGUGCGAUCUACAGUGUCAAGCAGCCCCUCAGUACACCGACACCAACUUCACCCCCUGUUUCUCGAAGCCUGUGUAGGGUCUUUGACUGGGUGAAGUCAAAGUCGCUCUCUCAGCCGAACUUGUCUCAAAGUCGUAAGGCCAAAAGCAAGGACAAGGAAUCAUCAGACACAAAAGGCUAUAAAUUCGGCCCAACGCGACUGAAUCCCUUCGAAGUGGAUGGUCUCCCGCCUGCGUAUGGGGAGUAUACGGGUGUGGAGAUCCAAGAGUAUCGAUAUCCUCAUCUUGCUUGGCCGGAUCCGACUUGGGGCCAUGUGUAUAGGAACCAAUGA
Molecule: messenger RNA, 1206 nt
Organism: Coprinopsis cinerea okayama7#130
Lineage: Eukaryota; Fungi; Basidiomycota; Agaricomycetes; Agaricales; Psathyrellaceae
Exons: 1
Coding region: 1-1206 (401 amino acids)
Source: RefSeq, a predicted model, not a curated record